GCCUUCACAUCUCCGUGUUUCCAUGAUCACACGACAUCUCGUAACCCCGCAAGUGCCCGUCAAACCAUGUCUGCAGAUAUGGAGUACGAGGGCACCACGACGACCCUGACAGCUUUACCCCGGGAACUCUUCUGGAUGGUCUUCAAUCAGCUCUCGCCUAAAGACAUCAUCACUUGUCGUCGGGUCUGCAAGCUAUGGAAUCAGGCUUUCAGUAGUCCACUGUACCUCAUCCCGCUGCUGAGACAGCUCUUCCCUCGAGCUCGAGAGGUGCGGGAGCUCGACCACGAGACGGACACGGACGAUUCGCCGCCCGCAGUCGUAGAGGACGAUCAUUGGCGCAAACUCUUCGACCAGAUCGCGUCUCGAUACGACCACUUGCGUCGCGGCCAACCCCAAUCCGUACAGAAGUAUAGAUUAUGUGACGACUUUGGCGUCACGGGCGAGCGGGAGUGGUUCCCAGUCCAGCCGUGGGAGAUCCACGCCAGCCAACUCGUACAGCGCGUGGACUGUCUGUUCUCCGAGUCCUUCUGGUCCUACGAGGAAGGCGUGGUGGUGUAUCCGAGUGCGGACCAUGCCUGCUUGGUGCUCAUGGACCUGGACACGAGCCGUCGGUUCAUGGUGCCGUUCAUCAUCACCGGCAAAGUCAUCCGGCGCCUCCGCCUGCAGAAGCGGGUGCUGGUGGUGGAAUGGGCCGAGCCCAAGGCCUUCCACUGGCUCAACGACAGCGACGGCGUGCAUCGGCAUUUCGCCUCCUCGUUCGACGUGACCCAGUCGCCGUCGACCGGCACCUGGAGCAUCACCUUCCGCAACGAGUGGAAGAUCAUGUUCCUCGGCCAUCCGCUAAGUGAGAGAGACCGGUUCUACUCGACCCACAGCAAGACGCACUAUGCGAUCUACAUCUGGCAGCCGAACCGCAGCCUGUACACAGCCGACGACGAUGCCCCGAUCGAGUCGCUCUCGGUCUGGGACAUCUCCGCCCCGUCGUCGUACCGGCCCUCCCUGGAUCCCACGGGUCGGCUGCGCGAGGAGGCCAAGGACCAAGGGCCCCCGAUCGUCUCUCGGUUCGGCUUCAGAGAGCUGGGCUUCUAUUCUGUGCGCCAACGAGGUCUCCCCGGGGUGCAGUGUCUGAAUAUCACGGACGAUGAUCAUUCGAUAGAAAUUAUCGAAAGCCGAUGUCCAGAGCCGCAGGUACGAAGGGGUCCAGCGGAUUGGACCACCGAGGUGCGGGUGACUACAAUCCCCUUGGUCGGAGAUGGCCCUGCUUGGAGACGAGCGGCGGAUGUCUCCCUGCCACCUUACCGCGGCAACUGUAGCUUGCAGACGGGUCCCCUUAGGUCCUCUCCAUGGAAUGAGCCAACCUAUGCUAUUGUCUCGGAAGCGUACGACGAGAAAGCCCAAGUGGGGUAUUGUCUAUAUAUGUCUUCGACCCGGUGGCCGUUCGACAUGCGGAUGCUUCUGAGCAUCCAAACCCCUACUUCACACACCAGACUCAUGCAGGAUGAGGCAUUUGAGCUCACUGGUCGAGGCAAGAUCUACGGAAAUGAGAGGUACAUUGUUGGUGAGAAUGGGAAUCGUGAACUGGUCGUAUUCAGAUUUGAUAGAUAGAUAGAUUGAUUGAUUAAGAGUUCGCGU
Molecule: messenger RNA, 1632 nt
Organism: Aspergillus aculeatus ATCC 16872
Lineage: Eukaryota; Fungi; Ascomycota; Eurotiomycetes; Eurotiales; Aspergillaceae
Product: F-box protein
Exons: 1
Coding region: 67-1605 (512 amino acids)
Molecular function (GO): protein binding
Source: RefSeq, a predicted model, not a curated record